Messenger RNA from Adineta steineri, 1113 nucleotides. The record is from the annotation of a GenBank genome assembly. NCBI's taxonomy places the organism in Eukaryota, Metazoa, Rotifera, Eurotatoria, Adinetida, Adinetidae.
AUGGAUCUAGCAGCCAUAAAAGCCGAGAUUGAUCGUAAACGUAAAAAUGUUGAAUCGAUGAAUGUUUUAGUACCGGAGAAGAAAUUUUUUCGUCGUGGUGAUCUCGAAGCUAAACAUGAAGAAGCAUAUUGGAAAAAUUAUUAUUCAAAAACUGAUGACAAUUCAAAUAAAGCUUCAUCUUCAACUGAUGAUGCAAAUGAAAAACUAACAACAUCGAAUGACAAAUUUCAAUUACCAGCAAGAACCGAUGUUAUUAAAAAAUUACGUGAACGUAAUCAACCGAUACUUCUUUUUGGUGAAACAGAUCUUGAUUCAUAUAAAAGAUUGAGAUUAUUAGAAACAACAGAACCUGAACUUAAAGGACAACGCAAUGAUUUUAAAGCUGCUAUGGAUAAAAUUGAUCGAGAAUAUUUAGCACUUAUUCUUCAUGCAGAUAAUCCAUCAGCAUUAGGAAAUGAUAGAAGUGAUAAAGAUGAUGAAACUGAUGUUGGACCACCAGUUCCAAAUCAAACUGAAGAAGUUAAAGAAGAAAGUGGAUAUGAUUUACCAGAUAUAACUGAACAAAUAAAAACUACACGUAAAGGAAAUCGAGCUUAUGAUUGUCAAGUUGUAUUAAAUUAUUUUAAAUUUAUACUUAAAAAAUGGUCACAUGAAUUAGGUGAACGAGAAUUAGAAGAAAAAAAAGCAGUACAAGGUAAAAUUGAAACAGCACUUCAUUCACAAACAUGUGGAUAUAUGAAACCAUUAUUUCGAAAAUUAAAAACCAAUACAUUACAAGAUGAUAUACUCGAAUCAUUAAUUAAUGUUGUUAAUUGUGUUUUAAAAAGAAAUUAUAUUCGUGCCAAUGAAUUUUUUCUUGAAAUGGCUAUUGGAAAUGCACCAUGGCCUCUUGGUGCUACUAUGGUUGGUAUUCAUCCACGUCCGGGUCGUGAAAAAAUUGCUUCAAAACAUGUUGCACACGUACUUAAUGAUGAAACACAACGUAAAUAUAUUCAAGCAGUAAAACGUCUCGUAAGUCGAGCACAAAAAUUAUAUCCAAAUGAUCCGUCACGGUGUGUUGAUUAUGGACAACGUAAUGAUAAUGUCACUAUUAUCCCUAGUGGACAUACUUAA